AUGGGAUCCUCCUCUCAUAUUGCGAAGACGAUCUUCAUACCCGCAUCUAUUGCAUUAUCGAUUUAUCUCCUAUUCUCUUUCCUGAUCAUCCCAUUCUUCCGCCGGUAUCAUCAACGCUACUCUCAAUACCUCCCGCUACAUACCAUCUCCGCGCACACGCGCUCGCUUCGAGAUCGCAUUGCUGAUACCGUGAUGCGUCUGUGUCUUCCAUCCUCAUGGCGACGAGAUGAACACAUCGAUGAUCACGCAAAUAUCGACAUUGACGAUGAUGAGGGAGAGCUCAUGCUUGGGAUGAAUAUGAGUGCGGCGCGACGGGAGGCCUUGGACAGGAGGCGGAGCAAUGCUGCGGAUGCUCAAAGUCGACUGAGCCGGGAUUUGGAGGAAGGAUUCAUGGAUGAUAGUGAUGAGGAGGAUGAAGGCCACGGCGGUGCGAGGAAUCGACAUUAG
Messenger RNA from Penicillium malachiteum, 447 nucleotides. RefSeq lists its product as uncharacterized. The coding region runs from base 1 to 447 and encodes 148 amino acids. The record is from RefSeq and is a predicted model, not a curated record. The transcript has 2 exons. NCBI's taxonomy places the organism in Eukaryota, Fungi, Ascomycota, Eurotiomycetes, Eurotiales, Aspergillaceae.